Molecule: messenger RNA, 1689 nt
Organism: Nicotiana tabacum (common tobacco)
Lineage: Eukaryota; Viridiplantae; Streptophyta; Magnoliopsida; Solanales; Solanaceae
Product: serine/threonine-protein phosphatase PP2A-5 catalytic subunit-like
Molecular function (GO): protein serine/threonine phosphatase activity
Source: RefSeq, a predicted model, not a curated record
UUUCUUUUCAAGAUUGCUAUUCUCAUUUUGUUUGUUUCCUCUUUCUUUUUUAUAAUCUCUAGGACUCGGUACGUAGCAGAUCGAAAGUUUCAAAUAAAUAAAUCAAAUUUUCGUAAAGUCGAUAAAGAGUAGAUCGACAAAUUUCGAGGGCUUUCUCUUUCAUUUCUCUUCUUUUCUUCCUCUUCUUCUUCUUCUUCUUCUUCUUUCCCGCAAGGAAAAAAAAGAAAAGAAAAGCAAAGGGCUUUUGUGGGUUGCGGAAAAAAUAUUCACAAAAUCUAUUCAAGAAAUAUAUUGGAAAAAAGGUUCUUAUUUCUUGAAGUUGAAAUUUUGAGUUGUAGAAAAUGAGUUCUUCGGAUCUGGUAGCAGCGAGCGCACAGGGUAAUCUGGAUGAGCAGAUUUCUCAGCUAAUGCAGUGCAAGCCUCUCUCUGAGCCUGAUGUUAGAGCAUUAUGCGAGAAGGCCAAAGAGAUACUAAUGGAAGAAAGUAAUGUUCAGCCAGUAAAAAGCCCUGUGACUAUAUGUGGUGAUAUCCAUGGACAAUUCCAUGAUCUCGCCGAGCUUUUUAGGAUUGGCGGACAGUGUCCAGAUACAAAUUAUCUGUUUAUGGGCGAUUACGUCGACCGUGGAUACUAUUCAGUUGAAACUGUUACCCUAUUGGUAGCUCUGAAAGUACGUUAUCCUCAGCGAUUAACAAUUCUCAGAGGAAAUCAUGAAAGCCGACAGAUCACACAAGUCUAUGGGUUCUAUGAUGAAUGCUUGCGGAAGUACGGCAAUGCUAAUGUCUGGAAAACAUUUACUGAUCUAUUUGAUUAUUUACCUUUGACAGCAUUGGUUGAAUCCGAAAUUUUUUGUUUGCAUGGAGGAUUAUCUCCAUCUAUUGAAACCCUUGAUAAUGUAAGAAGUUUUGACCGUGUCCAAGAAGUCCCCCAUGAAGGGGCCAUGUGCGAUCUUUUGUGGUCAGACCCAGAUGAUCGUUGUGGUUGGGGGAUGUCACCCCGCGGUGCUGGAUACACUUUUGGGCAGGACAUCUCUGAGCAAUUUCACCAUACCAACAAUCUAAAGCUGAUAGCUCGAGCUCAUCAGCUGGUCAUGGAGGGAUAUAACUGGAGCCAUGAACAAAAGGUUGUCACUAUUUUUAGUGCACCAAAUUAUUGUUAUCGAUGUGGAAACAUGGCCUCUAUUUUGGAGGUUGACGACUGCAGAGGGCACACGUUUAUCCAGUUUGAUCCAGCUCCAAGAAGGGGAGAACCGGAUGUAACACGACGAACCCCUGAUUACUUCUUAUAAAAUGGAGAACCAUUUCCGUUGUCUACCAAUAGCUGGUUUUGCUAUAUUUUCCAUCUGCUGUCGAGAUAUGAGCAUAAUUAUGGCAAAGCUAUCUACUCUUGGGAGGUAAUCCAUGGACUAAGAAGCUUGUAAUAUGCUAGGCCAGGUCCCCUUGGUUUAAGUCAUAUUCUAACCUAUGUUAGGAAUAUUAGAGUGGGGAAAUGCAGCCAGCAAAGCUGUAUUGUAUCAUUUCAUGGAGACUUCUUUUCGGUUGUUCCAUUCAUGUUUUGAUCUUCAGUCUUAGUGUGAUAUUUCUCUCAAAGUUGUCAUAUGUUGUUGCAAGGAAGUAUGUUGUGUAAAGUCAAAAAUCCACUUUACAGUGUAACUUUUACCUUGUUAAUGCAGCUGAUCCUUUCUUGUGAAA